Molecule: messenger RNA, 1748 nt
Organism: Marasmius oreades (fairy-ring Marasmius)
Lineage: Eukaryota; Fungi; Basidiomycota; Agaricomycetes; Agaricales; Marasmiaceae
Exons: 4
Coding region: 830-1747 (305 amino acids)
Biological process (GO): dolichol-linked oligosaccharide biosynthetic process; glycolipid translocation
Cellular component (GO): endoplasmic reticulum membrane
Source: RefSeq, a predicted model, not a curated record
AAGCACGGUGAAGUGAUCAGCAUGUCUACCACCAACACCCACGACGCUGCGAGGCUGAGGUCCACGUCGUUAUCCUCACUAACGUCUUUGGUGGGCCUUCAACUCUCUUCAAGGCUCUUGACUUUCGUUCUCAAUCAAGCUUUAUUCCGAUUGGCAUCUCCAAAAGCUUAUGGUGUAGCUGCAAUCCAGUUUGAGCUCCUUCUCAGUACGAUUCUUUUCCUCAGCCGGGAAGGUGUAAGAGGUGCAUUACUUCGCGUGGGAGGAGUCGACCAGGAGAAGACAGGAAAACUUCAAGGAAACAAAGCACUCAAUGUCGGCUUAGUUCCCGUUUUGAUUGGAAUACCUCUGGCCUUGUGCACUUCCAUAUUAUACGCGAAUUAUGCAAGUCCUGAGACGAGGUCACAACCAUUGUUCAUCGAAUCGGUGACCGUAUAUGCUCUGGCGGCCAUUAUGGAACUUUUGGCUGAACCAAUGCAUAACAUGGCCAUGGUUGCACUGAAGACGCAUAUACGCGUACGUGCCGAAGGCGCAGGCAUCACUCUCAAGGCCAUCGUCACCUUCAUCGUGCUUUUGUACGACUAUACCAAUCGUACUGGAGAUCUUGCCCUGCUAUCAUUUGCUUUGGGUCAACUUGCGUAUGGAAUGUGUGUUUUUGUGAUAUACGCGUGGAAUUAUAACGGUCUACCACGGUUCAGUGGAAUUCCGACCAAAACCUGGUAUGAAAUUUUGAACUCUGUUCUAAAGAAGACAGGGAGCUUUUCUGCUGAAAACCUCAUAUAGGUCUAUUGCGACAUAUUUCGACGAGGAAGUUCUCAGUCUAUCGUUGACCAUGACUUCUCAAUCAUUGGUGAAACACUUUCUAACCGAAGGUGAUAAAUUCAUUUUAUCGUGGUUCAGUCCUUUGGAAGACCAGGGUGGAUACGCAGUUGCGGUGAAUUAUGGAUCACUUAUAGCACGUAUCGUAUUUCAGCCUAUCGAGGAAACCCUCCGCCUCUAUUUUUCAAAGACAUUACUGGAUGUUACAUCCGGGCAAGCCAACACGGAACGGAAGAGCUCUGCAUUGUCGGAAGCAUCUCGUACCCUGGUUGCAUUGCUGCAUCUGCAAGUUGCCGGCUCAUUGUUCUUGUUAUGUUUUGGGUCACAGUAUCUAACACUGGUGUUGGAGAUUUUCCUUCCAGCCCAGUAUUUGAAGACCAGUGCUCCCAAGAUUUUGUCCGCGUGGAUCUGGUACAUCCCUGUUCUGGCGGUGAACGGAGGGUUAGAGGCCUUUUUGGCGAGCGCAGCUGAGAAGAAGGAUGUAAAUCGGCAGAGUGGUUGGAUGUUAGUCUUCUCGAUUAUCUACAUUGGAUCUGCCAUCGGACUGUAUAGGGAAAACUAUGGUGAUGUUUCGCUCGUCUACGCGAACAUAGUCAAUCUCUCUGCAAGGAUCGUCUACGUCGUUGUCUUCGCCGCUUCAUUUUUCCGUCGUCAUUCCGGCACGGACUACGUGAAGUGGAGACAGGUCCUACCAUCUCCUUCCUUGUUUAUCGCGCUGCUGGUAUCAUUGGUGGUCAUACCAGCUAGCGAAACCAAAUGGCACGCCACUCAGAUCGUCCAAACGCAAGGAAGAAGAGCUGUAUUUAAUUGGGCAGUUUUGAUUCAUGUGGGCAUCGGCACAGCACUGGCUCUGGUAUGCUUAUGGACAUGGUGGAAUAGUUCUCAGUCUGUCCUUGCCACGUUUAGAGCUCGAAAAACCAAAGUGACCUAGA